Thrips palmi is the source of this 2242-nucleotide messenger RNA. RefSeq names its product palmitoyltransferase ZDHHC7 (gene Dnz1). Bases 1 to 825 code for a protein of 274 amino acids. The record is from RefSeq and is a predicted model, not a curated record. The transcript is spliced from 5 exons. Gene Ontology annotation, biological process: peptidyl-L-cysteine S-palmitoylation; protein targeting to membrane. Gene Ontology annotation, cellular component: endoplasmic reticulum; Golgi apparatus. NCBI's taxonomy places the organism in Eukaryota, Metazoa, Arthropoda, Insecta, Thysanoptera, Thripidae. Gene Ontology annotation, molecular function: protein-cysteine S-palmitoyltransferase activity.
AUGUUCUUCUUAUUGAGAGACCCAUGUGGAAUCAUUUGCAUCGUUUUGACGUACUUAGCCGUUUUUUAUGCCGACUACGUAGUUGUAAAAUGGGUGAUCCUCCAAACAAUGCAGAACAGCUUGUGGGGGUCCUUUCACAUGGUCAUGUUUAAUACAAUAGCAUUCCUGGCGUCAUUGGCGCAUUUUCGGGCAAUGUGCUCUGAUCCGGGCACAGUCCCACUGCCUCACAAUAGGAUGGAUUUCUCAGACAUUCAUUCAGAUUGCAACAAUGGAACUGAACAAGAGGACUGGACAGUUUGCACCCGCUGUGAGACUUACAGGCCACCCAGGGCGCACCAUUGUCGAAUAUGCAAAAGAUGCAUUCGUCGUAUGGAUCACCAUUGCCCUUGGAUUAACAAUUGUGUUGGAGAAAAGAAUCAAAAAUACUUUCUGCAGUUUCUGAUGUAUGUUGCUGUUUUAGUAGUAUAUGCUGUAGCUCUUGUGAUGGCUUCGUGGAUGGAAGAGUGUCCAAGCUGCCCUAUAGACAUAACAGUCCGCCAGAGUCGAAUAUUACACACAGUCCUCGUAUUAGUGGAAAGCCUACUAUUUGGUUUGUUUGUAGCAGCUAUGUUAGUUGAUCAGCUACAAGCCAUAUUUGGUGAUGAAACUGCUGUGGAACAAGCCCAAGAUCUCGGUCCAUACCGACCCCAUAAGCCUCGUUUGGCACUACUUACAGAAGUCUGUGGCCGCACUCAUCCGCUUCUUUGGCUCCUGCCAUGCGACACAGGAGUUCCAUACAGUUCCUAUCAAAGUGAUUCAACUACACUAUUAACUCAUGAAGUAUGACGCAAUUGGGUGCUUGUGUCAUUAUUUUAUUUCAGUGCUACUUCAGAUGCUCCAGCCUGCUGGAUUCCACCUUAUGUACUAAGGUGUUGUUGUUGUCCCAUUUUGUAAGAUCACGGCACUUACAACAUUGUGAUAAAAUUAUAAGUGAUUCCAUUUAUAGGUGUUAGUUCUGAAGCAAUUUCCAAUACCUGAUAUAAAUUCUCAUGUAAGCAAUUAUGAAUUGAUGCUGAGUUUUAUUAUUACUGUACUUUAUUUUGUAUUAGUGGUUUAUUUAAUACUGUUCAAUUCAUGUUUGCUUUGUCUAUUUGCAUCACUUUUCCUUUUUUGUGUGUAUGCUGUAGAGAUGAAAUAUCUAGAUUUAUAUUCUUAAUCUGGACAUCAUCCUGUCUUUAUCAGAUUUGAUGGGUUUUACAUUUGUAUCCAUGCACUUGUCUUUUUACUCCCACUAUGCGUUGGGAGUAAUUGUAGUAUAUUUUCACUUGGCUCAUUAGUGUCUUUUUCUUUGACUCUGUGUGAUCACAGAACUUAAACAUUCUCCUUCGUAGUUUAUAAGACACCUCUGUCACAUCAGUCACACCCCUUUGAAUGUUUUUGGGUGUUCAGAACAUUCCAAAAAGAACAAACAUUUAGAGUAUUCAGACAAAUGCUACUGUUAAAAAGUAAUUGUCACAGCUUUUUUUUUUUAAUUUUUUUUGUUGAUAUGGUUUUCUGCAAGAUCUAUUUGCCUAUACUUCAUCUGUUUCUUACAUUAUUAAAAUUGUUAUACUCUUGACUUCAAGACUUAAUUAAAUGUCAAAAAUAAAAAAUUAAUUAACUAAUUCUAACUAGUUUCAAAAAUUGUCUGGAUUGUUUGAUAACCUUUCGAAUGCACAUCAUUGUUGCAUUACUUUAUCUUGUUGUUAAGCUUGUUUGUAAAUUAUAAUAUUUUGAGGUAGUAUAUUGAGGAGUUAGUCAAAAGUUAAUGUUAUGUUUUCUGUCUACACCUUGUGAGUCGGAUCUUUGUGCAAUUUUUUAGAGGGUACUUUUACUUUAUUUAUGUCAAGAUUUUUGGUGAUUCCUUUCAAUCUUGCCCUCAUAGCUUUCGAAUAUUUUCUGACUUCUUGUCUUAGCUAGUCAUCAUGUGUGUAAAGCGUCUUUUUGUGUUUAUAAUAUUUUAUUAAAAGCAUAGUAUUUGGGAUUGUUUGGUGAGACAUAUCAUGGAUUUAUAGAGGACAUUUUAAUUAACUAUGGUGUCAUAUAAGUACUUACUUGUCCUUACUUAUCUCAGUCCAAAAACUGAAGCUCAUGUAUGGUAUGAAAGAGUUAGGUACAUAAUGUGAAAGUUGUGAGUCUGUGAAUUGUAAUGUUUUCUAAAUUGAAGCAAUACACAUAGUUGACUGCCCGCAUUUUUAUACUUAAUAUGAUUUUUAUUUUAAGA